GAAAGAUUACUCUGCAUGAUUUAAAACGAUGUAAGCUGACAAAUGUGUUUUUUGAUACUUUUUUCAACGUUGAAAAAUACCUUGACCAUGAACAGAAGGAUCAGUUUUCUAUGUUGCGGGAUAGUGAAGGUGAAAGCCAAGAGGUCUCUGACUGGGAGAAGUACGCUGCUGAAGAGUACGAUAUCUUGGUAGCAGAAGAGGCAGCAAGUGACCAGUGGAAUGACGGGUAUGAAGCAGAACUGAAUCCUGUAGACCAUCAUAAGGCCAACGUCCUAAAGUAUCAAAUGGAAAAAAGACCAUUUUUUGAAAUGCCUUCCCACCUGGCAGAUGUAGACUUGGAUGAAUACGACUAUGAAGAGGACUUUGAGUAGUGGUUGCUUACGGAUGACACUUGCAGAAGAGAAGGGACAGUCUGCAGCAGGUCUGCUACAUACCUGUACGUUUCAGCGGGGUUUGUUUCCAAGAAGUCAGCUUAGUUUUGUGCUAAAAGUAUUUAAUCACUACACUACGUUUUAAAUAAAAGAAGCGCAUUUGUAUGGAAUGAUGAAACUUUUGUAUUUAUUCAAUAGUCUAUAGUUUGUAAAAUAGAUUAAAAUAUUUAUUUACAGAUGUUGCAUAAUUCCUUUUUGGAAGAAUAACAAUAUUUGACCUUAGAGGAAAUUAAUCUGCUGUUUUUAAGAGAACUGUGUAAAUAACUCGAAGUUGAUGUGUGGUGCACUGACAGUCUCCAUCCCACGGGAACAGGUAUUCCUGUCCUGGCAUGGGAGUUGCAGAGACAGUUGAUGCCUGGCCUGCGAUGCCGACACGCUCACAGACAGCCCUAGGGGGGGUUUUAUGCCUCGGCAAGGCAGAGGCGUGACUGUGAGCGCAAGGUUCAGCGCUCGCUCACAAGCAGUUUCGUUUGACGAGCUGAGCGUAUUAGUGCACAAGGAAAGCGAAUGCCUGAGACAAGUUGCUUCUCUUCUCUGUGUAGUCCUUGUUUGCCCCAACUUUAAUUCUGCUUGCCCUUUUAAACUUCAGUCUUUUCAUUGAUGUUCACUAUAAAAGGAUUAUUUAAUAAUGAAGUCUGUUUUAGUGUUCAUACUUGAUCCAAAAUGAGUGAGUGUGUUAAUUCAUGUAGAAGGAACCAAUUUUUUUUUUAAAUCCUUUGUGUAAAUGUUACUUGAGCAGUGAUGUGCACUAAUUUGUUGUGGGCAUUGAGUGCUUUUGUCUGUCCCCCCUUCAGUUGUUUGCUAUUGACACAUUCCAUGGAUAUUCAUCAGUGUCACAGCAGCUUGAAAUUGUUGCCUCACUCUUACUGUUAAACAGAUUUUGUUG
Leptosomus discolor (cuckoo roller) is the source of this 1317-nucleotide messenger RNA. NCBI's taxonomy places the organism in Eukaryota, Metazoa, Chordata, Aves, Leptosomiformes, Leptosomidae. The record is from RefSeq and is a predicted model, not a curated record.